Styela clava is the source of this 2892-nucleotide messenger RNA. The record is from RefSeq and is a predicted model, not a curated record. NCBI's taxonomy places the organism in Eukaryota, Metazoa, Chordata, Ascidiacea, Stolidobranchia, Styelidae.
CAAGUUAUCAAUGUAUUAAUCAUUUUUUUUUGCGGCCGAUCGAUGAGUCUUCGGUCUCCGACCGAUAUUCUCGUUUGUAUAAUUGGUCAUCGGCACGUACGGUAGACGCAUAACGACGCUUCACUUUAGUUUUUAGUUACAUGAACACAUUUGCGCGCGGUCUAAUGGCCGUGUGCGUGAAAACCUACAGUGAUGAUAGCAAAAAAGUCUCAAAAAAUAUUACCAUCAUUGUACGUUUGGAAGAUUUGUAUGACACCGAAGACCAUAGCUUUUCAUCGAAGAUAUGAAAUUUUCCCAGCGUAUUAUGUCAAUCACAAAUAUGUUAACAUUGGUUAUUCUAUUCUAUUACAAUGGUGCCAUUUACAAUGCCAACAUUUAAUAUUCAUAUUUAGAUAUUCUGCAUUAUGGAAACUUAAUUAGAAAUGAAAGAAACCAUCAAAGACGUAUUUCCCUGCCUCAUCUGUGAUGAAAACUUUUCAUCAGGGGACCCGGCUUGGAAAAGCAUAUGUUUUUGCACAUUCAUGAUAAAAAUGAUGAGGCUCGAGAUUUGAGCGAAUAUGCAGCUAAGAGCAAUGCUUUUUCUCAACAAACUUGCGGCGAAGAGAAAUCUAAAGUUCAUCCACGCUGUAUCCAAACUGAUUCAAUUGAUAAGACUGACAAACCACGUAAUUGUCAUGAAAUAAAAGUAACCUCUCUUCUGGACGGAAAGUUGCAAAAUCAGUCACUUGUUCACACCAACACAAAAGCUCGGUCAAAUGUAGAAACCCAUUGUGAGUAUGAACCUCAUCUUUGUAGACGAGGUGGAAAGGAUUUAUUCAACUUAUGUGUGCAUGAACAAACUCAUACUGAAAAGAAACCCUAUAUUUGUAAAGAUUGUGGGAAGGCUUUUUUGUAUUCAUCUACUUUACAAACGCAUGUGCGAAUUCAUACUGGAGAGAGGCCUUAUAUUUGUAAAGAAUGUGGUAGGGAAAUUAUCACUGUAUCUAAUUUACAUAGGCAUGAGCAAACUCAUAAUGGAGAGAAGCCUUAUAUUUGUAAACAAUGUGGUAAAUCAUUUUCGCAAUCAUCUACUUUAAAUGUUCAUGAGCGAAUUCAUACUGGAGAAAAGCCUUGUGUUUGUGAACAAUGUGGAAAAAGAUUCUCAAACAUAUCUGAUUUACAUAGGCGCGAGCGAACUCACACUGGAAAGAAGCCUGAUGUUUGUAAACAAUGCGGCAAGAACUUUUCGCAAUCAACUGGUUUGCACGUGCAUGAGCGAACACAUUCGGAAGAGAAACCUUAUGUUUGUAAACACUGUGGUAAAGGUUUUUCGCACAUAUCUAAUUUACAUAUCCAUGAGCGAAUUCAUACCGGAGAAAAGCCUUAUGUUUGUAAAGAAUGUGGGAGUAAAUUUCCUCAUGUAUCAAGUUUACAUAGACAUGAGCAAACUCAUCGGACUGGAGAGAAACUUUAUUUUUGUCAACAGUGUGGAAAGUUUUUUUUUGCGAUUAUUCAAUUUACAAGUGCAUGAGGAAACUCAUACUGGAGAGAGGCCUUAUGUUUGUAAACAAUGUGGUAGUGAAUUUUCGCAUGUAUCGAGUUUACUUAGGCAUGAGCGAACUAAUGAAUCUCAUGAUACUAUAGAGAUUUCUUAUGUUUGUAAACAACAUGGAAAAAAAUUUCCGCGACUAUCUCAUAUGUCGGCUCAUGAGCUUAUUCAUACUGGAGGAACCUUAUGUUUGUAAACAAUAUGGAAAGGGUUUUCCGCAAUUAUUUACACUGAAAGCGCAUGAGCGAACUCAUACUGGGGAGGAGCCAUAUGUUUGUAGUAAAUGUGGUAAAGGGUUUUCGCAAUCAUCUAAUUUAUAUGUUCACGAGAGAAAUUAUACCGGAGAUAAUCCUUAUGUUUGUAAACAAUAUGGUAAAGGUUUUUUGAAUUCAACCGAUUUACAUAGGCAUGAGCGAAGUCAUCAUACUGGAGAAAAACUUUAUAUUUGUAAACAACGUGGUAAGGGCGCGCACUCAUAAAGGUGAGAAACCUUAUGUGUGUAAAGGGAAUUUUCUCAUGUAUCCAGUUCACACAGGCAUGAGCGAACUCAUCAUACUGCAGAGAGGCUUUAUGUUUGUAAACAAUGUGGAAAGAAUCGUUAGAAAAACAUUUGCUGAUUCACACACGCAAAAGACUCUAGAAGCAUGAAUAAUGUAGAAAAGAAAUCCUACCCAAGGAUAAAAAUAAUUGAAUCGCAAUGAUUUUAAAAUUUACUUUUAUUGUUUUCAAAAAGUAAAAUUGAAUUGAAAUUUUUUUUUAAAUGAUUCACGUAGUUUUCUUAUGAUGAUAAUUUUGGCAUUUAUGUACAUAAUAUCAGCUACGCGCAUUUGAGUAACAUCGUGAUUAUUGUUGGAAUGUGAUUAAGUAUUAUAACAUUUUCUGUGUUUUAAUUUACAUUAGAAAAAAGGUGAAAGUAAUAAUUGUUUUAUUGGGCAUUAUUUCUCACAUAUUGGGCGAAAGGUAUUGAAUCCGGUUUAUUUACCCUGCUAGGACAGUGAUUCUUGAACUUUUUCUCAAUACGCUUCUCUAAAUGCAUUGUUAGUCCGCCCUCAAUUUACUAAUAAAUAUUACAUUAUAUUUGCCGUCAAUAGUUUUUUUCUUCACAAUAAAAGAUUAUGAUAUUGAACCUUUGUGUGCCUAAAUCUGACACUUCUGAAUAUUGGGUUUUUCGCAACAAUAAACACGAAAAUUAACUCGAUUAUCAUUCACUGAAUCAAAUAUGACAUCUCAAGAAUUCUCAAUGUAGUUCUUUAUCUCGUUCGACUGUCAGAUGGGAAAAAUUUAUAUAUUUUUUUACCCCAUUUUUGUGAAACAAGUGUAACUCAUCUACUAAUGAAGUAUUGAAAAAUAAAUAACGCUUCUGU